ACCAUUUGGGCAUUAUCUUUAAAACAUAUUCGUGUUCUUUCUUAAUAUUUAUUAAUCUUGAAUAAAGUACCACUUAAGUGGUUGACGAUUAAACGUGUUUGCGAGGUAAAUAUAUUUCACUGUAGAUUGCUUUCGAUUUUCUCACUCGGUUUUAGUAUUCAAGUGGUAGAAACGUUUCGAAGUGAAACGUUAUGCGCAGAACUGUAGCACGCGCACGCGUGUGGACUAUGGAGCAAGAAAACGGUGGUUGGGAACAACGGCUGUAGUAUUGUUGCAGUGAUUUUAACGGAAUCUUUACAACCGCAGAAAUCACUACGAAAGCCAAUAACAUUUGCAAAAGAACAAACUUUAGUGCGGGAACUGUUUGGUACCAUUAGUAACGCAUGUAAUUGCAGGUGUAAUUAUAGCAAAAUUACAUUUUGCACCGGCUCGAACCGCGUAACUGUCUUUCGAUCGAUUUACCUUGUACUUAUUCUUUUACGAUGGAAGCUUUGAUACCUGUAAUAAAUAAAUUACAAGAUGUAUUCAAUACUGUCGGUGCAGAUGCUAUACAGCUACCACAAAUUGUCGUGCUUGGUACACAGAGUUCUGGAAAAUCAUCGGUGAUUGAAAGCUUGGUUGGUCGGUCUUUUUUACCAAGGGGUGUUGGAAUAGUUACUCGACGUCCCUUGGUGCUGCAACUUGUCUAUACGCCUAAAGAAGAUCGUGAACAUAGAAGCGCAGAAAAUGGUACAUUGGAUCUGGAUGAGUGGGGAAUAUUUUUACACUCCAGAAGUAAAGUUUACACAGAUUUUGAGGACAUACGUAAAGAAAUUGAGGCUGAAACAGAUCGCAUGGCUGGAUCUAAUAAAGGGAUUUGUCCAGAACCAAUUAAUUUGAAAAUUUAUUCAAAAUCAGUGGUUAAUUUGACACUUAUAGAUCUUCCUGGUAUCACAAAGGUACCAGUUGGUGACCAACCUGAAGAUAUUGAAACUCAAAUUAGUCAGCUGGUAUUAAAGUAUAUAUGUAAUCCUAAUUCUAUUAUAUUGGCUGUGGUCACUGCUAAUACAGAUAUGGCUACCAGUGAAAGUUUAAAACUUAGCAAAGAUGUAGAUCCAGAUGGAAGACGUACUUUAGCAGUUGUGACUAAGUUAGAUCUUAUGGAUGCUGGAACGGAUGCUAUAGAUAUAUUAUGUGGCAGAGUAAUUCCAGUAAAAUUAGGAAUUAUUGGAGUAGUCAAUCGUUCUCAGCAAGAUAUAAUGAAUAAUAAAAGUAUUCAAGAUGCAUUGAAAGAUGAAGCUGCAUUUUUACAGAGGAAAUAUCCCACCUUGGCAAAUAGGAAUGGAACUCCUUAUUUAGCUAAAACAUUAAACCGUUUACUUAUGCACCAUAUUCGGGACUGCCUUCCAGAAUUAAAGACGAGAGUAAAUGUCAUGGUAUCCCAAUUUCAAACCUUGCUUAAUUCGUAUGGGGAAGAUGUUGGGGACAAGAGUCAGACAUUACUUCAAAUUAUUACGAAAUUUGCAAGCAGUUAUUGUUCAACGAUAGAGGGAACUGCCAGGAACAUAGAAACAACGGAAUUACGUGGGGGUGCUCGAAUUUGUUAUAUUUUUCAUGAAGCGUUUGGUAAAACGCUCAACUCUAUACAUCCACUGGCUGGUCUUAAAAAAGGGGAUAUUUUGACGGCCAUUCAAAAUGCCACUGGUCCGAGACCAGCUUUGUUCGUGCCAGAAGUUUCAUUUGAAUUAUUGGUUAAGCGACAAAUUCGAAGACUCGAGGAGCCCUCUCUACGAUGCGUAGAACUUGUUCACGAUGAAAUGCAAAGUAUUAUACAGCACUGUGGUAUCGAAGUACAACAAGAGAUGUUACGUUUCCCAAAGUUGCACGAACGUAUCGUUGAUGUUGUGACGCUGUUGCUGCGUCGACGACUUCCACCUACUAAUCAGAUGGUUGAAAAUUUAGUUGCCAUAGAAUUAGCGUAUAUAAAUACAAAGCAUCCAGAUUUUCAUAAGGAUGCUGUUCUUGCGUCGUCUUUACUUCAAAAUACUGAUGGGGAUCACCUAAAACAUAAUAAAAGACUUCUAUCUGCCACAAGACCAUCGAGUACCAUAAUACCAAACGAUACCAAUUCGAAAUCAGACAAUAAUAGUCAAGACGAUGUGACAUCUUUUUCUGAGCAGAAUAAGGAGCAAUCGAUGCCUUGGUUAUUAACUAAUUGGUUGCCUCAUGGGAAAAUCGAUUCGAACAGUUCGAUCGAUGGUUCACCUGUAAAAAAUCGAGAAAACAGCAUGUCUCCUAAUCCAAAUACAGACUCAAAUCCAAUGAUCGAAAUACAAAAAGCAUCUCCUCAACAGAAACCAAUAAAUCUACUUCCAGUAGUACCAACGCAAACGUCUCGCAAACUCAGCGAGCGAGAACAACGAGACUGUGAAGUUAUUGAGAGACUAAUAAAAUCAUACUUUUAUAUCGUAAGAAAAUCCAUACAGGAUAGCGUACCAAAAGCUGUCAUGCAUUUCCUAGUCAACUAUGUUAAAGAUAAUUUACAAAGCGAGCUUGUAACUCAUUUGUAUAAAUCUGAUCACGCCGAACUACUUUUAAACGAAAGUGAACACGUUGCCAUCAGACGCAAGGAAGCGGCAGACAUGCUAAAGGCACUAACUCAAGCUGGUCAUAUAAUUAGUGAAAUUCGAGAGACGCAUAUGUGGUAACCGAACUUGUACACUAUACACACGCAUACAACCACCGCCACGAAGUUAUAGUUUAAUAUAGACAUUUUGGCGUUUUAGUAGGUAAAUGACGAGAGUGAAACUACGCGUGUAUCGAUCCACUGUGUAUAUACAUAUAUACAUACAUAUGUAUAUAUAUAUAUAAUUUUUAUUUUUCAUGCAAUCAGUGUCUCUACUACACCGAUUAGAAUAAUUUUUAAGGUUUACGCAUUUUCUUUUAAUUUCACAUUCUAAGCGUAAAACACACAAUACCGUAACACGUGCAUUUAUAGCAAUCAUCAGCACAAUUAAUACCAAGUAAUACGAAAGUAUUGCCAUCAAUAUGAAUGGUGCUCAUGUCACAACUACACUUGAAACGCUUUAAUGUACUCAUGUAUUCACGUGCGAAUACCGGCGAUUAAUUUAUUUAGGAUUCGUCAAUUUUCUUGGUAGCCGUAAGACAUGAAAACGGGGAAAAAAUGUGUCACCAGUCGUGAGCGCGGGGGCAGUCUGUAACUAUUCUAUGUAGCAGUAUUUUCCACUGCUCGCAGGAUCCAUCGGUACGAUGGUGCCUAAUACAAAAAGAUACCGUGAAAAUUCUGUUCUUUUUAAAUCCAUUGUGAUAUAAAUCCCAAAUCGUGUAUCGGUGUAUACAUAUUUAUACAUACACACAUAAUUGUUAGCGUAUUGUUAUUGAGAGAUACAGCCAAACUGAUUGUAACAUUGAAUGAUACAUUGUUGUGUUUUGAUAGUUUCGAUAUUGGGUGCAAGAAAGAACUUUUCAAUAAAGUGUAUGUGCUCAAGCAA
Molecule: messenger RNA, 3491 nt
Organism: Nomia melanderi (Alkali bee)
Lineage: Eukaryota; Metazoa; Arthropoda; Insecta; Hymenoptera; Halictidae
Gene: Drp1
Product: dynamin related protein 1
Biological process (GO): endocytosis; peroxisome fission; intracellular distribution of mitochondria
Cellular component (GO): microtubule; mitochondrion; membrane
Molecular function (GO): GTPase activity; GTP binding; microtubule binding
Source: RefSeq, a predicted model, not a curated record